GUAUUAGGUAUGAAAAGAUUGAAAAGAAAAGAGAAAAAGAGCACAUUAAAAUAACUCAAAAGCAGGAUUUCUUCUCUCUCCUUGUAAAAAGCUUCCGGAAUUGUGUAGGUGGUGGUGGUGUUCCGGUGGAGCGGUGGAUUCUCCCUCUCUUUCUCUCUCUCAAACCUUGCUUCCGAAGAAAACCUGAAAAACUUCCUUUCACGGAUUACAAUAUAAUCUUAUCGAUCGCAGUUCUUACAUUUUUUCAGCUCCUUUCACAUCAGAUGAGAAGGGAUUCGGUGGAGUAAUUUCACUAGGUCUAUCGCAUCGUGUAAUGAUCAUAUCAAGACUAGAACUUGGAAUGGAGGAGACAUCAACAUCAAACAGUAUUAGCAAUCGGCAUGCAAAGUUGUUAACGGGUUCUUGGUUGACCCAAUUCCGCCAUGGAUCCAAUCCGUGGAUGGCAAGAUAUGUAUACAGUCUCAUGUUUCUUUUAGCAAAUUUGCUCGCGUGGGCUGUUCGUGAUUAUGGACCUAGCGCAUUGACCGAAAUGAAGAGAUUGAAAAGUUGUCAAGGUGGUAAAGAUUGUUUAGGCACAGAAGGAGUUUUGAGAGUGAGCAUGGGAUGUUUUAUAUUUUAUUUAACAAUGUUUCUUUCAACCGCUGGUACCUCAAAGUUACAUGUACGAAAAGAAUUAUGGCAUUCUGGUUGGUGGUCCGCUAAAAUUUUCCUCAUGAUUGCGCUAAUUGUGUUGCCAUUUUUUCUUCCUACACAAAUGAUUUUAAUAUAUGGAGAUGUAGCACAUUUUGGUGCAGGGGUCUUUUUACUAAUUCAACUAAUAAGUAUAAUUAGUUUCAUUACAUGGCUCAAUGAUUGUUGUCUCUCCGAAAAAUAUGCCGUCAGAUGUCACAUCCAUUCCAUGUUGCUUGCAACUGUCGCAUACAUCGUAUCGAUUCUAGGAAUCAUUUUGAUGUACAUUUGGUACACGCCACAACCGAGCUGUCUACUCAACAUUUUCUUCAUCACAUGGACACUCGUACUACUACAACUUAUGACAAGCGUCUCUCUUCACCCAAAAAUCAGCGCCGGAUUCUUAACUCCAGGUUUUAUGGGUCUUUAUGUCGUGUUCCUAUGUUGGUCUGCCAUCAGAAGUGAACCUCCAGAUGAUAAAUGUCUUAGGAAAUCUGAAGCCUCAAGAGACUGGCUAACCAUCAUAAGCUUUGUUGUUGCUGUACUUGCAAUUGUUAUUGCGACAUUUUCAACUGGAAUUGAUUCUAAAUGCUUUCAGUUCAAAAAGGAUGAAACACAAGAUGAAGACGCGGUGCCAUAUGGUUUCGGUUUCUUCCACCUUGUGUUUGCCACGGGAGCAAUGUAUUUCGCAAUGUUGUUGACAGGUUGGAAUUAUCACCACCCCAUGAAAAAGUGGACUAUCGAUGUUGGUUGGACGAGUACUUGGGUCAGAAUAGUAAAUGAGUGGCUAGCUGUCUGCGUUUACUUGUGGAUGUUAGUAGCUCCAAUCGUGUGGAAAAACAGACAAGUAGAACAACCCGCAUGAAACUCAUUUUCCACAUAAUUAUAUAUAUGCUGCAAAAUCUGGAUAAAAUCAAGAAUGAAGAAUGUAUAUCAGCGAUUGUAAUAAUUAAUGAUUAUGAUUAUGGCUUGUAAAUAAUCCUCCCAAAUGACAAUUAUUCUUUUCUCACAU
Molecule: messenger RNA, 1681 nt
Organism: Lactuca virosa
Lineage: Eukaryota; Viridiplantae; Streptophyta; Magnoliopsida; Asterales; Asteraceae
Source: the annotation of a GenBank genome assembly